Molecule: messenger RNA, 2589 nt
Organism: Zophobas morio
Lineage: Eukaryota; Metazoa; Arthropoda; Insecta; Coleoptera; Tenebrionidae
Gene: sip1
Product: tuftelin-interacting protein 11
Exons: 8
Coding region: 102-2525 (807 amino acids)
Biological process (GO): spliceosomal complex disassembly
Cellular component (GO): U2-type post-mRNA release spliceosomal complex
Molecular function (GO): nucleic acid binding
Source: RefSeq, a predicted model, not a curated record
CCUUCGUCCCGAAGCGUCAACUCGCCGCCCUAACCUCAAUGUUGUGAAUUCAGCCAUUUCGAUCGAUUUCGUUGCAAACAAAGUGCUAAAACCCAUCCGAAAUGUCGGACGACGAGAUGGAGAAGUUCGAAAUAACGGAUUACGAUUUAGACAAUGAGUUUUUCCGUGGUAGAAAAAAGUUAACAAAACACCAACAGAUCUAUGGUGUAUGGGCAGACGACAGCGACAAUGACGAAGACGAAAGGCCGUCUUUCAAAAGCCGCAAGCCUAAGAACUACUCGGCCCCCAUCGGUUUCGUGGCCGGCGGGGUGCAGCAAGCGGGCAAGAAGAAGGAAGAGAAGGAGGCAGAGAGCGACGACGAGAAGCCGACGACGUCGUUCAAGACCAGAGACAGCUCGAGCGACGAGGAGGACAAACCGAGAGCGGGGUUCGGGGCCGUGAGCGAGCCCAGCGGGGAGAUAGCGGGGCUGCGCGGCAAAAACAACAAAGGGGGCGCCAGUCUAGGGGUGGGCAACUGGGAGAGACACACAAAGGGCAUCGGGGCCAAACUGCUGCUGCAAAUGGGGUUCCAGCCGGGAAAGGGGCUGGGGAAGGACUUGCAGGGGAUCUCGGCUCCAGUAGAAGCCCACUUGAGGAAGGGCAGGGGCGCCAUUGGCGCCUACGGACCCGAGAAACCGGCCGCCCCCCCUAAGAAAAAGGAAAUCCAAGAAGACGUCGAAGAUGACGACAAAAGCGACCACAAGUGGAAAAAGAGCGACAUGGUUAAGAAAAAAACGCGCUAUUAUUACAGAAGCGUCGACGACGUGAUCGAGAAGGGUAAACGACCUGGGGCUUUUCGUAACAUGGGGGCCGCCAGCGAGUUGAGUAAGGUCAAAGUUAUUGACAUGACGGGGCCGCAGCAGAGGGUUUUGAGCGGCUAUCACGCCCUGAGUGGGUUAAAAGCGCCCCCUGGAGUCGAGCACUUCGAAGACGUCGUCCACAAGAAGUGUUCGAAUUUCGCGCUGCCUGAAAUCCAACACAACUUGGACGUUUUGGUGGACAUGUGUGAGCAAGAUAUUAUUCGGAUCGAUCGCGGCACCAGACACAACCAAGACAGAAUCGUGGCUUUGAAAAACGAGCAAGAAAAUUUAAAACUGUUGGUUAAGAAAGAGGACGAGUUGGUUGAUAAUCUGAAGAGCGUGAUUGAGAUAGUUGAUAAGUUGUUGGAUCCGUCGUUGGGGUUGUCGCUGCUGCAAGUAGCUCAAAUUUUUGAUAAUUUGCAGGACAACCACUAUGAAGAGUUUAUCAGGUAUGAGUUGGGUGAGCUCGCGCCAGGUUUAGUCGGCCCGCUUUUGACCUCCGCGCUCGCCAGUUGGUCCCCACUGACCAACCCCAAGCAAUACAUGGAUGUGUUUGGUCGUUGGAAGGACAUUCUGGACAAGCCCAGACAACGUGGGACACUAGAAGGUAAUAAUAUGGGAAUUCAGCCAUAUGAUAGUCUCUUAUGGCACACUUGGAUGCCUGUAAUGCGAAUUUGUGUUAGCGCAUGGAAUCCGAAAGAUUGCGAUCCUCUGAUUACGUUAAUUGAGACGUGGAUGCCGCUGCUGCCGCAGUGGAUCCUGGAUAACAUUUACGACCAACUGAUCAUGCCCAAGAUCCAGGCCGAGGUAAACGAGUGGAACCCGUUGAGGGACAUCAUCCCGAUACACGUGUGGAUCCACCCGUGGAUACCUCUCCUGGAUGCGCGGCUGCAAACCGUCAUUUAUCCCAUCAUCCAGGAGAAGCUGGGGGCGGCUUUGACCAACUGGCACCCGUCGGACAAAUCCGCGAAACCCAUUUUGAAACCGUGGCAACGGGUGCUGCCAGAGGGCGUCUUCGUCGCGUUUCUUAUCAAACACAUCGUGCCCAAACUGCAGAUGUGUAUGCAAAAUUUGGUCAUCAAUCCACACCAACAGCAUCUAGAGGCGUGGUAUUGGGUGAUGGAUUGGAGCGAUAUGUUGUCAGUGGGGAACAUGACCUUGAUUUUGGAUAAGUUCUUUUUCCCGAGAUGGCGCCAGACGUUAGCGAUGUGGCUGAAUCACAACCCGAAUUAUAACGAAGUGACGGAAUGGUAUACAGGGUGGAAGAAUAUGUUAUCAGACGAGUUGCUAGCGCAGCCUAGUAUUAAAGAGAAUUUCCACAAGGCGCUUGAUAUUAUGGGACGUGCGGUGAAUAUGGGGCAACAACCGGGGGCGAAAGAGUCGAUUUCGUACCUAAAUAGCAUGGAACAUAAUACGCCGCCGCCGCCACCGCCACCACAAAUCGAGAGUUUCGCCGAAACUGUACGCUCUAAACCCCGUCUGUACAAAGACAUGUUGGCCCGAAAUUGCGAAGAAAGAGGGAUUUUGUUUGUCCCUAUUCCAAAUAAGUAUUAUGAAGCGAAACAAGUGUACAGGAUAGGCUCCAACGGGCUCCAGUGUUACAUUGACCAAAACGUGGUGUUUCUGUCACAAAAUAACUCAACUUGGGUUCCUACAUCUAUACCCAGGAUUCUAGAUAUGGCUUAAUUUUUAUUACUGUACAUAUUUAUUCUACAAUGUAUAUAUGGAGUGGUAAAAUGUUAGUGUGAAA